AUGCAGCCCUUGGAGACCCCUGUCAAGGAGGGCUUCCUCUACCAGCAGCACAUCAAGUUUGGCAAGAAGUGCUGGCGCAAGGUGUGGGCACUGCUCUAUGCUGGAGGCCCAUCCGGCGUGGCCCGGCUGGAGAGCUGGGAUGCCCGAGAGUCUGGUCUAGGGUCUGCGGGGGACAGGUCUGCACGUCGCGGGGAGCGACGGGUCAUCCGCCUGGCUGACUGCGUGUCCGUGCUGCCCGCUGACGGAGAGAGCUGCCCCCGAGACACAGGGGCCUUCCUGCUCACCACCACUGAGCGAAGCCACCUGCUGGCUGCCCAGCAGCGCCAGGCCUGGAUGGGCCCCAUCUGCCAUCUGGCCUUCCCGGGCAUAGGCGAAAGCACCUCAGCUUCAGGGGAGGCUGAGUCUCCCACCCGGGGCCGUGUCCCCAUGGAGGAAAACGCCAUCUAUUCCUCCUGGCAGGAAGUGGCCGAGUUUCCAGUGGUGGCGCAGAGGACAGAGGCUGCUGCUCGUUGCCAGCUGAAGGGGCCCUAUCUGCUAGCACUGGGCCAAGAUGCCAUCCAGCUGCAGGACCCUGCCAGCCCGCAGACGCUCUACACCUGGCCCUACCGCUUCCUGCGCAAGUUCGGCUCUGACAAGGGGGUGUUCUCCUUUGAGGCCGGCCGCAGGUGCGACUCCGAGGUCGAGGUGGCGGGCGGCGGCCGCCCGGGCGCGCAGACGGGCUUCAAGGCCAAGCUGGUGACCCUGCUGAGCCGCGAGCGGAGAAAAGGCCCUGUGCCCUGCGACCGGCCCUGA
Molecule: messenger RNA, 792 nt
Organism: Echinops telfairi (small Madagascar hedgehog)
Lineage: Eukaryota; Metazoa; Chordata; Mammalia; Afrosoricida; Tenrecidae
Gene: DOK3
Product: docking protein 3
Exons: 6
Coding region: 1-792 (263 amino acids)
Biological process (GO): positive regulation of MAPK cascade; cell surface receptor protein tyrosine kinase signaling pathway
Cellular component (GO): cytoplasm
Source: RefSeq, a predicted model, not a curated record